Messenger RNA from Komagataella phaffii GS115, 1197 nucleotides. RefSeq lists its product as hypothetical. Bases 1 to 1197 code for a protein of 398 amino acids. The record is from RefSeq and is a predicted model, not a curated record. Lineage: Eukaryota; Fungi; Ascomycota; Pichiomycetes; Pichiales; Pichiaceae. Gene Ontology annotation, molecular function: protein binding. The transcript has 2 exons.
AUGAUAACAGAGCCCCAGAUAACAGAACUUUUAGAUGUCACGGAGGAGUAUCCGAUAAGGGUGGUAGCUAUUAACGAUGGCGUUCUUUUGUCCAGAGCUUCCGCGAAGAGGCAACGACUUCCCGCAAGAGAUAAUGCUGUGUUUGAAGAUCGAAACCUUAGCAAGCAUCACGCCUUCCUUCAGUUGGAAGGCGAUUACUUGAGAAUAGUGGAUGGCGGGUCCGUCUACGGUUCUUGCGUUUUUACUAGUACAGGGCAUGAGUUUAUCAACGAUGGAGGAUUCGCAAAAGUUGACAUUUCCAAGACUCCACGGAUCAUCCUGGGGUGUGUGGUCAAGGACAUGGAUGCUCCGGCUCUGACCAAUUGCAAGUUGCAUUGGUUUAUUGUAAUUUCGAAGGGCCAACUUAUAAUGAUGAAACUGAACUCGUCGAAGAUUUACGAAGGACUUGAUCCCACCAUUCUACUACUAGAUGAAUUGCCCGUUCGAUUGGAAUACACAGCAACUAAAACCACACUUAUCGAGAAGCCUUAUUCGCAACAAAUAAUUGUAAUGGCAGACGAUCUAGAGAAAAAUCUGACAAUUUCGUCUGAUUCCGGGUCUGAGGGCGAGGAAGGUCUGGAAGGAGGGCUGCAAUAUCUCUCAGAAGAAAAGCAAUCAAGGGAUGUGGUGGAAUCUUCCGGAGAGGCCACCACGGGAAAACUUGACCAGGAUGAAGAUGACUUAGAAGAAGACAAAGAUGAAGAAGCAGACGUUGAAGGCAAUGAUGAGAUUGUUGAAGAGCAAAUAGAAGUAUCCACCACAGUCAUCGAUUGGGAAACAGAUGAAGAGAAUGAUAACACGUACAGUGAACCUAAUGAACAAGAUCCAGAGGAUGAGUCGAAGGAAUUGGAUGAUGACACUGCUCUUGACGAAGACACUAUGAACGAAGACAUUUUCUUUAUUGCGCUACAGGAGGAGAAAGUUGUCAGUAGGAAACGAGCCAGAGAAGAACAGAACGACGACGAUGAGGGCGACAAUACCAGUGAAGGAACAGAAAAGAUUAAAUCAGACAAAGUGCCCAAGAAAAAGCUGAAACGUUCCAAGAAUACCUUCAACUUCACUACUUACCAAUUGGCCAAGUUUGCGUUGUUCUGGACAGUGAUUGGCUCUGCAAGUACCUUUGCUGCUCUGGCCAAGAUAGGCUCCAGCCUUCAAUAA